GUGGCUUGACUCAUAGGAUCCUCUUUUGUCCAGAGGCACUUGUCUUAGAAGAGAGAGAAGAGCUUGGUGACUUGACUCAUAGGAUCCUCUUUUGUCCACAGGCACUUGUCUUAGAAGAGAGAGAAGAGCUUGGUGACUUGACUCAUAGGGUCCUCUUUUGUCCACAGGCACUUGUCUUAGAAGAGAGAGAAGAGCUCUCAAACGCUGUGCCAAUUGAAGGACUCAACAGAACAAUGACAAACCACUCUGAGCUGGACAAUUUGGAUGAAGAUGGAUAUACUCAACUACAAUUCAACUCUCGAGUCCCUACCAGGAGAACUGCAUCCUUAGAGAAAGGCCUUUGCGGUUCAUCUUCUUGGCGUUCCAUCGCUGUGUUCUUGGGAAUCCUUUGCUUGAUAACACUGGUGGUAGCUGUGGUUCUGGGUACUAAGGGUAUUUGGAGAACCAAUUCAAGAAAUGACCCAUUGAAGAAUGAUAGUUUUCCAUCAGGUAAUGAACAGAGUGGCAGUCAACACACGCAAUCAUCUUUAGAAGGGAGUGUGACUUCUCCAAAGGCUCUCACAACCACAGGGGUUCUUUCCACGCCCUGUCCCCCGAACUGGAUAUUAUCUGAGAAUAGCUGUUAUCUAUUUAGUAUAUCACUGAAUUCCUGGAACAGAAGUAAAAGCCGAUGCUCUCAACUGGGCUCUUCUCUCCUGAAGAUAGAUAGUUUAAAAGAAUUGGACUUUAUAGAAAACCAAGUGUCUUCCACUCCUUAUAAUUCAUUUUGGAUAGGGCUCUCUCGCCCUUCGGCUGAAGGACCAUGGCUUUGGGAAGACGGUUCAAAGUUCUCUUCUAACUUGUUUCAAAUCAGAAGCACAGGUGUACAGGAAAACUCACCUCGAAAUUGUGUAUGGAUUCACGUGUCAGCAAUUUAUGAUCAGCUUUGUGAUGUGCCCUCAUACAGUAUUUGUGAAAAGAAGCUGUCGAUAUAAUGAUGGGGGUGUUGACAUGGAAGAGCAGAGAGAAGUAUAUAAGAUAGUAAGGAGAGAAUAAAACAAAACAUGAAUCGGAGGUACUUGAGGUCAAAAUAAAUACUGGAAAUAUCAACAGAGCUCAGGCAAGUUUAGUUUUAGCUGAGAAACAGAUGUAAAGACUGUCAUUUCUGCAUGUUAACUGUAUUGGUAGUCCAGUAUUAUGUCCUAAUGGAGAUAGAACAGCAGAACUUGAAAUUUUAUUCUACAACUGACUUGGCAUUUACCUGGGAUUAACCAGAACUCCUUGGUGUUUCAAGGAGAAUUUAAUUUCUGGCUCUGUCGUUCUUGUUCUUAAAUAGUGACACUAAAAUACACAUGGUGUGCUUCUGCGGUUUGUUUCUCCACAUUUAGCAGUGCAUCAUCAGACACAGGUAGAAGGCGCAAUGUAAUUACAAAUAGCUGAAUUAAAAAAAUUGUUUCACUAUAAUCAGAGCUAUUUUUUAUUUUGUCCAUCAAUAUGUCACUAUGUCAUGACUGUGAUAAAAACCACCAUGAAAAGCAGGAACUCCAACUUUUUUUUUUUUUUUCAAGUAAAUAGCCCAGAAAAUAUGUCUGCCACAUCUCUAAUAAGAUCUCCUAUAAUGUGCACUUGUAGGGAAAUUGCUCUCAAAAGAAAGCUGUCUCCUAUUUUUGUUGUUUAGUCACAUUUUUGUUGUUGUUGUUAUUAUUAUUUUUUUUAUCCUCACCCAACGACAUUUUUUGCAUUCAUCUUCAGAU
Molossus molossus (Pallas's mastiff bat) is the source of this 1733-nucleotide messenger RNA. It is a transcript of the gene CLEC7A, whose product is annotated as C-type lectin domain containing 7A. Bases 234 to 974 code for a protein of 246 amino acids. Gene Ontology annotation, cellular component: cell surface. Gene Ontology annotation, molecular function: (1->3)-beta-D-glucan binding; pattern recognition receptor activity. The transcript has 6 exons. NCBI's taxonomy places the organism in Eukaryota, Metazoa, Chordata, Mammalia, Chiroptera, Molossidae. Gene Ontology annotation, biological process: detection of molecule of fungal origin; positive regulation of cell migration; positive regulation of killing of cells of another organism. The record is from RefSeq and is a predicted model, not a curated record.